GAAGUGUUCAACAGUUGAAGCCUGAAGGCUGAAGCCAAGGCAUUUCUUUUUGUUAGCAUAAUUCCGUCUUCUUCAUGGACGACGGCCAUCAGAGCCCACUGUAACUCAGGUUCUUGUAAUUCGAGAAAUGGCCUUCUUGUCAACAAACAACUUCUCUUUAUACUCACACACACGCACCAACAUUCACUGCUCCAAACUAUCAAACCAUAACGUCCGCAUCACUAAAAACAAUCGACACACUAUAACACUCCCCAAAAAUCAACUCAUCACUUCAUGUGUCACUAAAACCAACUUCUCAACUUCAAAUCCCUCUAAUUUAAUUGCUCAUUUGAUCUCUACCCACAUAAAAAUCCCCAAAAUUUUAACUGAAAAUGCUGUAAAACUGCUUGUUGGGUCCCUAAUUUUGGUGAGUUCUGUUAGUAGUAGACCAGUGAGGGCAGAAGCAGUACAAAGUGGCGUGAAUUUCGAGGAGGAGAGAGAAACCCAGCAAGAGAAUGUUAGAGAUGAAGAGAUGUAUGAGAAGUUAUUGGAACAAGAACCCAGAAAUUUGGAAGCUUUAAAAGUGUUAGUUAAUGGGAAAAUGAAAAAGGGGAAGACAAAGGAAGCAGUGAAAUAUGUGGAGAAGUUGAUUGAUAUUGAACCUGAUGAAGUUGAGUGGAGGCUCUUGCAAGCUCUAUGUUAUGAGAUGAUGGGCCAUUUGAGUAAAGCUAAGAGGUUGUUCAAGGAAAUUCUCAAGGAAAGGCCUCUUAUGCUCAGAGCUUUGCAUGGUUUGGCAAUGGUGAUGCACAAGAACCAUGAAGGACCAGUUUUUGAUAUGUUGAACCAAGCUCUGGAACUUGCUUCUCGUGAAAAAAGAGUUACUGAAGAGAGAAACAUUAAGAUAUUGAUUGCACAAAUGCAUCUGGUGAAGGGGGACUUAAAUGAAGCUUUGAAGAAGUACGGAGAGCUAAUUGAUGAGAAUCCUCGAGAUUUCCGGCCUUACUUGUGCCAGGGAAUAAUUUACAGUUUACAGGACAAAAGGAAAGAAGCUCAUGAACAGUUUGAGAUUUAUAGAAGUCUUGUUCCAGAAGAAUUCCCACAAAGAGGAUUCCUUGAAGAUGUUGUACUGGCAGCAAAAACAGAAUCAAGAGAACAGCUGGAGAAGGAGUUUAAGGCUCAAUUCUCAUAUAAGAGAUAACAUGUCAUUAGGGAUGGCAACCAUGACAUCAAUCCCAGUCCCAGCUAAGGCUUCAAGGGUUGAGGCAUCAGCAUCGAAAAGCUUCACCUUCUUUAAGCCAUUGUCUUUCAACAUUCCAACCACAUUGGAUGGUGGUAGUGGAUGUGAUGCAAUGCUUCCCCAAUUUACACCUAUGCUGUAACUAUUUUCUGCACCAUUGGUCAUAACCAUUAGCAUCAAAAGUGUCCAUAGCCAUAGGACCAUGGCUCCAGCCAUGGCGCGUAGAUGGUUCGAGAUUGGGCCGAAGAUGGAGGUCAAUAGAAAUGGUUUGAUCAAAUUUGCAAAAAGAGGAGAAAACUAGUUGGGCAAGGAGAAUAUAGAGGAAGCAAAUGUUUAGAAUAGUGUGUAGAAAACCAGUUUAUGGGAGGUUAGGAGUAAAAAAAGGGUAGUAUUUAAACGAGUAUCCUUUUUAUUCGGCCUUUUGUAUUAAUAUAGUGAGUUGAAAAAUCACUUGCUAUUUUUAGA
This is a messenger RNA of Beta vulgaris subsp. vulgaris (sugar beet), 1681 nucleotides long. RefSeq lists its product as hypothetical. The transcript is spliced from 5 exons. Bases 128 to 1177 code for a protein of 349 amino acids. The record is from RefSeq and is a predicted model, not a curated record. Lineage: Eukaryota; Viridiplantae; Streptophyta; Magnoliopsida; Caryophyllales; Amaranthaceae. Gene Ontology annotation, molecular function: protein binding.